AGGGGGAGAAAGGGCGGAUUGAUAGACAGGAGCGGCAGCCAAUAACUUAGGCGGACGUCGAGCGAUGAGCUAAUGGUGGGGCGAGGGAGGCGCGGCCCGCCGCUGGCUGAUUGAUCCCAGCCGUGGCGUCGCUCAGUUGGAGCGAGAACAUUCUAGAGAUUGACUGGCGCCGCCGCUGCUGCUGAUUCCGCCCGCCCCAGGACGCUCGGACCCGGCGGCUGCGGCGCCCGCCCUCCCUCCGCCCGGAUAUAAGCGCCCCUCGGCCCCGUUCUCCUUACACACUCGGCUUCGUCGCAGCCCGGGGCGAGCAGCGUUGGGUUUAUGUCUUUAUUGGACGAAAACGAGCUGUUGCGCAGCCAUUGGUACCUGUAUUGGGGGAACAUAGCAUACAAGCAAGAACCUCACAGCCUCAGUGGCGAAAACUUUUUCAUGUCAGAGACCGAGAACUCUUGCAGUCGUUUAUGUCAUCCCGUCUUCUCCAGACAGAAGAUACCAAAAAGCUGCAAUCAAAGAUCUCUUCAUCUUAUUGAUAAAGCUACUAAUAAGACAAAAUGUCUGUCAAUGUCAACCGCAGUGUUUUGGAUCAGUUCUAUCGCUACAAAAUGCCCCGUCUGAUUGCAAAGGUUGAGGGCAAAGGAAAUGGAAUAAAGACAGUUAUAGUCAACAUGGUUGACGUUGCAAAGGCGCUUAAUCGGCCUCCAACGUAUCCCACCAAAUUUUUUGGUUGUGAGCUGGGGGCACAGACCCAGUUUGAUGUUAAGAAUGACCGUUACAUUGUCAAUGGAUCUCAUGAGGCGAAUAAGCUGCAAGACAUGUUGGAUGGAUUCAUUAAAAAAUUUGUUCUCUGUCCUGAGUGUGAGAAUCCUGAAACUGAUCUGCAUGUCAAUCCCAAGAAACAAACUAUAGGUAACUCUUGCAAAGCCUGUGGCUAUCGAGGCAUGCUUGACACAAACCAUAAACUCUGCACCUUCAUUCUCAAAAACCCACCUGAGAACAGUGACACUAGUACAGGAAAGAAAGAAAAGGAAAAGAAGAACAGAAAAGGCAAGGAUAAAGAGAAUGGUUCUGUGUCUAGCAAUGAGACACCAUUGCCGCCGCCACCAGACGAACAUGACCCUCCACGUCCAGUGGAGGAUGAUGACGAUGACUGGGGUGAAGACACAACUGAAGAAGCCCAGAGGCGCAGAAUGGAUGAAAUCAGUGAUCAUGCAAAGAACCUCACACUUAGUGAUGACCUAGAAAGAACAGUAGAAGAGAGAGUCAACAUAUUAUUUGAUUUUGUUAAGAAAAAGAAGGAAGAAGGUGUCAUUGAGACUUCUGACAAAGAUAUUGUAGCAGAAGCGGAGAGACUGGAUGUAAAGGCUAUGGGCCCUCUAGUUUUGACUGAAGUCCUCUUUGAUGAGAAGAUUCGAGAACAGAUAAAGAGAUAUAGACGCCACUUCCUACGUUUCUGCCACAACAACAAGAAAGCUCAGAGAUACCUUCUUCAUGGCUUGGAGUGUGUGGUAGCCAUGCAUCAAUCUCAGCUUAUUUCUAAAAUUCCGCAUAUCCUGAAGGAAAUGUAUGAUGCAGAUCUUCUGGAAGAAGAGGUCAUCCUUAGCUGGGCAGAAAAGGCCUCUAAGAAAUAUGUCUCAAAAGAGCUUGCUAAAGAAAUCCGCAUCAAAGCAGAACCCUUUAUCAAAUGGCUGAAGGAAGCUGAGGAGGAGUCCUCUGGUAAUGAAGAAGAGGACGAAGAUGAAAAUAUUGAGGUGGUGUAUUCCAAGACUGCCAGUGUACCUAAAGUUGAAACUGUGAAGCCUGUAAACAAGAAAGAUGAUGACAUUGAUAUCGAUGCCAUUUAAAAGUGAUGCAAUCUAGCUUCCAGUGUAAUACUGCAAACUGCUCUGCAUUUUUCUUCCAGAAGUGCAACAUGUACAUGCACAAGCUGAAAUGGCUUAACAUCAUGCUCAAAUGUCUUUUACUGUGACUGGUCUUGUUUAACUAUAAGCUGAACACCAAGGAGUCAUAUGCAUCAGUGAACUGAUCUAGUUUGUUAAUGGCAUGUUUCCUUUUAAAAAGUUGUGUUUGGACACACAUACUUGGAACACAUUUAUACAGCUGUGGGAAUAAAGGAUUUGGUUUUGGUCAA
Chrysemys picta bellii (western painted turtle) is the source of this 2128-nucleotide messenger RNA. It is a transcript of the gene EIF5, whose product is annotated as eukaryotic translation initiation factor 5. Lineage: Eukaryota; Metazoa; Chordata; Testudines; Emydidae. Gene Ontology annotation, molecular function: GDP-dissociation inhibitor activity; translation initiation factor activity; eukaryotic initiation factor eIF2 binding. Gene Ontology annotation, cellular component: cytosol. The record is from RefSeq and is a predicted model, not a curated record. Gene Ontology annotation, biological process: formation of cytoplasmic translation initiation complex; formation of translation preinitiation complex; translational initiation.